GGUAAGAAAUGUUGACACCUGAGGUACACGCCGGCGCGCUCUGAUCACAAUCGGUCAUUACGAUAAGUUGACAGCACAGACAUGGUAAAGGUACCACAUAAAUGAUCAGUGGGGAGUAAGCGAUGGAGCGAUGGAUUUGACAACUUUUCAAACACACCCUCCGGACAAGAGAAAGAAGGCACGGAUGCUGAAGCCCAUAUCAUCGGUGGGGCCAGACUUGGACCAUCUGGAGGCUGAACGGAACAUUCCUUCUGACCCUCUGGACAACAGAAAAAGACGUACCAUCCUCCUAAAGAAGGACAAUGACUCCUGGGGAUUCACUAUACAGACAUAUGGAUUUAAAAACAAGAAAACGGGAGAGAUAGAAGUUUAUACAUAUGUGGAUUAUGUUGCAUUAAAUGGACCAGCACACAUAGCAGGCAUGAGAAGAGGGGACAUAAUUUUGUCUGUCAAUGGAAAGAGUGUAGAAUUUGCAACCCACCAGGAACUAGUAUCUGUUAUCCAAUCAAGUGGAAACCAGGCAAGAAUGGUUGUGUUAUUUGUGGAUUGUUGUAAAAAGGUUGAACUCCAUGACAGAUUAAUAAAGCUAAAGAGGUUACUCAGUAUGAAGAUCAAAGAACUCAGGGAUGUAGAGAGGCAGGAGAGAGAACUCAUGGAUGAGUUUUGCUCAAAUAGAGGCCUUGACAGGUUUGACAAUUACAGACAAAGUGUUCUCAGUAUCCAGUCUCGAGAUUCCAGUCUGGACAGGUUCAGCAUUAUAACAUCUAACAGCAACCUGUACGACAUUCCAAACACAGCCACCCUCCAUCUGGAUACAUCCAAUUCAGAGAGGUCCAGUGAUGAGAUGAGUGAUUCUACUGAUGACACGGAAUGCUUUCCUGAUGUGAAUUAUGCUGAUGAUUCUGAUGGAGACUCUGGGAUUUCUUAUGAGGAUUUUCCUCGUUCAGAGAGGAGAAACACCAUCAUUGACUGUAAUAAAUUCAGUGAAUUUGUCAGAGAGAGGCGUGGAACAUUAGUGGGUCCUAUGUGCGAGUGUGUAGGGGACAGUAUCUGUCAAUUUUGCGAAUUAAGACAACGUUCAGAAUCCCUAGAAUCCCCUUCAUCUGAGUGCUCAGAUGAUUCCACACCAGUUCUGGACCAAUCAGAUGAUACACAAAAAUUUGACCAAUCAGAAGAUACCACAACAGUGCUGGAUCAGUCUGAAGAUGCCACUCCAGAACAUGACCAAUCAGCAGUUACCACUCCAGCACUUGACCAAUCAGCAGAUACCACACCAGCAUUGAACCAUUCAGAGAAAUCAACACUAGUGCUGGACCAAUCAGAAGAGACAGUAGAAUGUGAAGAUUCCAAUAAUAGUCUCAUCCACACUGGUAUUUCUGAGCCUGAUCCAGAUAGAAACCCUGAAAUUUCAGAGGAAGUUUUCCUAACAUCCAGUGAAGGUGCAGAUAAAGAUAAUAAUUCAUUAGUUCAGUCUUCCAUUGACAAUAGUUUGCCUGCUGGUCAGGUAAUAUUUAAUGAGGAAUCACCGGAGACUGAGGAAGUCACAACCACUGAUGAUGUCUGGGAUUUCCCCUUCUGGACAGAAGGUUCAGUUUGUAUCAAUCUAGAUGAUGAGCAAACCAAACUCUGAUGCAUGUACUUAACAGUCAUUGUAUCAAAUUAAGAUUCUAUAUUCUCAUUUUAUGCUUUGAUUUUUAGUCAAGUUAACAUACAUGCCUGAUGUCCUAACACAUGUGUAGAGCUUUUCUUAAUAAUUUAGUCAAAUGGACAAUUGCUUCACCUUUUCCACACCUUUUUCAAAUACAUUAUAUUUAUGAAUUAAAAAUAUGAAAUUGCAAUCCUCUCAUUCUGAGUUCUGUAAACAUGGAGAGAAUAUUUUGUUGUGUAGAAGGUAUUUUUUAUUUAGCUAUCAACUUGUCCAUUUUUCUAUAAUUUAUUUACCUCUUACUAUGGUUUAACUUUUCAUUAAAUAUGACUUGAAUAUUUAAAUAUUGAAUAUAGGGAAAUAUGGGUUGUUUAAAUGUAUUUCAAUAAUUAAGAGUAUUUUUUGGAAGAUUACUUCUUUAUAGUGCUGGUCACUAUCAAAGAGGAAUAGUUCAUUUGAGAUUUUUUUCCUUUUUUGGUUAAAACAAAGUGCCAAAUCUUUGUUUUAUAAAUAAAUUGUUGAAACAUUUUUGCAUAGGAAUAUGUGCACACAGAAAUACUCCACUAGGAAAAGUCAUAAUAAAUUGUUGUCUGGUAACUCUAAGUAUUGUGUGAGACCCUGACUCUGGGACCAUAAACUUUCACAAUUUUAGAAGAGGUACUGUUAUUCAUCAAAAACAUUAUGUAAAUGACAUGACAAAUUCUCAGUUUCACCAUGUAUAUGCAUGUGCUUGUUGUUUUGUGAGAGUUUAAAAAAGGAUUUUUUUUUUAUCAGAACAUUCAUUUAUAUCUUACUUAAAAUUAAAAAAAAAAUUAACAUAAUAUAAAAAUCUUUUUGAUGCAAGAGUUAAUUUUUUUUUCAGAGAAAAAGCUUCUUUUUUUUCAUUUUUUUCUUACAAUAUCAAUCAGAUUCUAACCUGCGUAGUGUUCCAAUUCAUUUGGAAGUUAAGUUUGUAAAAUUGUGAAUCUAGAAUGUUUUACAUCUAACAGGAAAAGUUUUUUACGGUUCUACAGCCUUAAGCUUGGACAAUCAACACAUUUGGAUUGUGUAUUGAUUGUAACUAGCUGUAAGUUGAUAUUUAGUUAUUAACUUCCUGUACUUUAACAUCUAACAUUUCCCCUUGGUUUAUUUUUUUUUUUUAUCUCAUUCAUAUUUGAUUUGUUCAUUGGGAGAAGUAAAUUCAGUUUAAAGUGCAAAUUAAAGUUCAGAAUGAACAUUACUUUUUAUGGUGCUGUUUACAAACAUGUGUGCUAAUCAAUGUGUCUUGUUAAUUAUUUGUCAUAACUCUUUGAUGUACUCUUAUUUAUGACUGCUUUUCUGUUUUGUUUGAUUUAUUUAUUUUAUUCUAUUUUAUUUUUUUUUAUGAUGUCAAUAGUGCUAUUAUACAAUGUGAUUCAUGUUUCAUACAGAUUUUACAUUUAAUUUAAUUAUGGUGUAUAUGACAUUAAGAGCCAUAUUCCCGAAUUGUUUAAUAAUCUUAAUGGUUCAUUAACCACUUGCUCUCUUUAACAGAGACCUUGUGAUUUCCAUAUUAAAAGCUGGCUUUUUCUUACACAUGAAAAAAAAAGAGAAAAUAUAAAGAAAAAAUAGACUGUUGGUUUCCCAUUUAAAAUGGAACUUCUG
Saccostrea echinata is the source of this 3268-nucleotide messenger RNA. RefSeq lists its product as uncharacterized. The coding region runs from base 131 to 1630 and encodes 499 amino acids. NCBI's taxonomy places the organism in Eukaryota, Metazoa, Mollusca, Bivalvia, Ostreida, Ostreidae. Gene Ontology annotation, molecular function: protein binding. The transcript is spliced from 7 exons. The record is from RefSeq and is a predicted model, not a curated record.